AUGCCCGCCCAGUCGCAAGGGCGUACCCUCGCCGCAGAGGGCAGCGGUGGUUGGGCCAAUCCGCCAAGGCCUGUCCCCGAUUUUGCAUCGCAACCAACCCCUUCAUAUCACGUACCGGACACUGGUCUCAAGAACCUAAAUUGGCAGAAGUCGGCGCCGGGUGAGACAGCUGCGACAAUGGAAGAGCCAGCGUCGAUCCCGACCUUCUCGCACCUCCCCUACUUCACCGCCAUCCAGCUCGAGACUCUGUACGCGCGGCGGCGUGGGCAGCGCAUGUCGGCGUCGACGUGGCAGACGAACCGCGACAUCGCCACUGGCUUCAUCCAGUCCGUCGCAUCGCGUCUCGGCUUUCCACAGCGAACCACGGCGACGGCGCAGCAGAUCUACCAGCGAUUCCACCUCUUCUAUCCGCCCUCGGACUUCGUGCUGCACGAGACCGCCGUUGCAUCCCUCUUUGUCGCUGCAAAGCUCAACGACACGCACAAGAAGCCGCGCGACAUCCUCCUCGCCAGCUAUGCGCUUCGAUACCCGCAGUACGUCCGAGGCGGUUCGUCCGACACACCCGUACCGUCGACCUCCAAGGAUGCGCUCAACACCGACGAGCUCACCUUUCCCACCCUUGCCGGCCAGAAACGCAAGCAUGCUGUUACCACUGCCAGUGACGCUUCGGCUUCCAGACCGCUGGCUAUGCCUAUCGGCAGCGUGGCCGAGUCGGACAUCGACCCCAACGUGCUCGAAGGCGAGAGGAAGCGCCUGCUCAGCCUCGAGAAGCUCAUACUCGAGAGUCUGUGCUUCAACUUUCACUCGAGCGCGCACACGGCGCUCAAGAUGGUCAUCAAGCUCGGGCGCAAGAGCAACAUGCCCAAGUCGUUCAUCCGCACGGCGUGGAAGGUGGCGGCCGACAUGUUUAGGACGUCUGCGCCAAUGCAGUAUGCGCCCAACGUGAUUGCGGCUGCUGCGCUCUAUGCGGCGGCGCUGCUUGCGCGUCCUCCCUCUCGGCCCACAUCGACGAACAGCGAAGAACGAUCCAACGAUCCCCUGCAAAUCGAUGAUGCCGAUCCCAUGCAGGCUUUCCUGGCUAGCAUUCGGGCAGCUUCGACUUCUGCCACGCCGACCACGACUGGCGCCGGAGCAGCUGUGCCGGUACCGCUGUCGGAGAUGGCACCACAGUGCGAUGCUUCGCUGCACGUGCACGUUGAAGAUGUGGAGGAGAGCGUGCACGAGCUGCUUGACCUGUACCUGGCGUGUGCUGCGCAGCUGCCACCCUCGCUCUACAUGGCAUCUGCCCAAGGUGCUGGUGUGGGAGGGAGUGCGGCUGCUACGCCGUCGCCGCUUUCGCCCGCCGACCAUGUUGACGUGUACAAUGCGUCGCCCUCGUCGUCGGCGGGCCUGAGCGAUCCAGCUCCACAACCGGCGAGUGCGCGCAGGAAGCUCAAGCAGUACGAGUACUCUCCGCCACCGUUUGGGCUGGUGGAGUGGCUCAACUCAUCCCGCUGUUCGCAGCUGCAGGGCCAGGUGGAUAAGGGCUCGCCGCGCAAAAAUGCAAGUGCAGACCCCACGCUACCGACCAAGGAGUUUUCGGCGCUGCUGACGGAUCUCAAGAUCUACCUGCGCGGCAUCGAGUACAACCGCCAACGCGCCGACGACGCCUUCCUUGCAGAGCUGGGCAUUGUGGCACAGAUCAACGUUCUGCCACAACAGGGCGCGGCUGGCAUGGAGCCUGUGACACCAAGUGGUGAGGUUGGUGCUGCACAGUCGGUGGCGAUUGAACUGCAACCCAUGACUGGAGCGCGAGCCGACGCAUUGGCUUCGGUAGACAAAGAGCGCAUGAAGGCGGUCAAGCGCAUCCAGCGUCGCAAACUCGUCUCGGCGCUCAGGGUGACGUUCGUCGAGCCUGGGAUUGAAAAGCGACCCACACCACACGCUCAACGCCCCGCUCCAGUCAACCCCACUGCGCCUGAUGCCACAUCAGUAAAGCGUCGUAUCGAAAACGCAAAACGCUACCUCUUCUAA
Moesziomyces antarcticus is the source of this 2013-nucleotide messenger RNA. Its product is annotated as cyclin-like protein. NCBI's taxonomy places the organism in Eukaryota, Fungi, Basidiomycota, Ustilaginomycetes, Ustilaginales, Ustilaginaceae. The record is from RefSeq and is a predicted model, not a curated record. Gene Ontology annotation, molecular function: cyclin-dependent protein serine/threonine kinase regulator activity. Gene Ontology annotation, cellular component: nucleus. Gene Ontology annotation, biological process: regulation of transcription by RNA polymerase II. The transcript has a single exon. The coding region runs from base 1 to 2013 and encodes 670 amino acids.